AUGGCACUUCAAUUAAAGUUCAAAAGUUUAAAAAACACUUCUAUAAAAAAUUAUAAAUAUAAAUUCGUUGAGAAUAAAAGGGUUUUCCAUCUUUUGAAAAUCAAAACAAUACUAAUGAAUAUGUGUGCACUUGAAUGUGAUUGCCUCUUAUGUAAAAUGCAAGAAGUCAUACAACACAAUCGGUACAUCCCUUGGAUCACUCUUUCAAGGAUAUUUUACUUAUCUUUAAUGCAUAAAUAUCCUUCACAAGAAUAUUUCUCAGUCAAGACUGAUGUUCCCCAAUUGAUUGAAUCACAUUGGACUAUCAUUUCGAAGUUAUCCCAAUUCUCUGAAGACAAAUGGAGAAAGAGUUUAUUAGAUGCUAUUAACCACUCGAGGUUCUUUAUUAGUGGCAAAGAACAUUUCCACGUCUCUGGCUUCUGGAAGUUAAAAGACACUUCCAUUCCUUUCAUUGAGAAUUAUGUGAAUGAUGAAGAGAUCCCAAAGACGGAAGACUCAAAUGAAUCGUCACAAGUUAUAUGUGCUUCACCAUCAAUGUCUUCUCUGAAUAAUUUAAAUAAUUCAUCGGACCAAAUAAGAGAAUAUUAUAUUAAUAUUAUCAACCAAGCAAAAAUGAAUAUCAGUGCGUUAGUGCAAUUCUAUCCAAACGCCGAUAUUAACAUGAAAAUGCAAAUCCAAUCUGAAGUCAAAAUUAAUGAAGAAACUAUUCAAAGAGCAUCGUUCACUCUUUUUAAUUUGACUGAUCAAAAUAGCCAAUUCUACUCAAGUGCAUGUUUUAUGGUCAGAACUGUGUUCUAA
Entamoeba invadens IP1 is the source of this 798-nucleotide messenger RNA. RefSeq lists its product as hypothetical. Lineage: Eukaryota; Evosea; Mastigamoebida; Endamoebidae. The coding region runs from base 1 to 798 and encodes 265 amino acids. The transcript has a single exon. The record is from RefSeq and is a predicted model, not a curated record.